ACUUCCAGCCGACGGUCCACAUCGACUCCGCAGUCGAGAGAUCCGGGGGAAGAUGAGCGAGGAGGACCUGAAAUGUGCGACCCCCCCACCGUCCACGUGCGUUUCCCCCGCCAGGCUGAACCGUGACCGCGAGCCUCCCGUCGCGCGCUGAGCUCGGUGGACCUGCUGACACUGGAUGCCAGCAAAGAUGAUCAACCCUCGGAUAUACCUCCACUACAACUACACGGGGAAGCUGGACCGCCGGCCGACCGUCGGCGCCAGCCCCGGCGCCGUGGACGCCAAAACCGCCGCGUUCCUCGUCGUCUGCAGCUGCAUCGUCCUGGAGAACCUCGCCGUGCUGGUGGCCAUAUGGAGAAACCACAGGUUCCACCACCGCAUGUACUUCUUCAUCGGCAACCUGGCGCUGUGCGACACGCUGGCCGGAGUGGCCUACCUGGUCAACCUGCUCCUGUCCGGGGAGAAGACCCUGCGGCUCUCCCCCGCGCUCUGGUUCGUCAGAGAGGGGAGCAUGUUCGUGGCGCUCGGCGCCUCCGUUUUCAGCCUCCUGGCCAUCGCCAUAGAGCGCCACCUGACUAUGAUCAAAAUGAGGCCCUACGACGCCAGUAAGAACCACAGGGUGUUUCUGCUGAUUGGGACCUGCUGGCUGAUCGCCGUAUCCCUCGGGGCCCUGCCAAUCCUCGGCUGGAACUGCCUGGACGACCUCCCCGACUGCUCCACGGUGCUCCCCCUCUACAGCAAGAGGUACGUCGCUUUUUGCAUCACCGUGUUCAUGGUUCUGCUCCUGGCCAUGUCGGUGCUCUACGGCCGCAUCUACAUCCUGGUCAAGUCCAGCAGCCGGAAAGUGAGCAAGAGCAGGAACUCUGAGCACGCCAUGUCCCUGCUGCGCACCGUCAUCAUCGUGGUCGGCGUCUUCAUCGCCUGCUGGACGCCCCUCUUCGUCCUGCUCCUGGUGGACGUGGCGUGCGGGCAGCGCUGCCCGGUCCUCUACGAGGCCGACUGGUUCAUCGGCCUGGCCGUGCUCAACUCGGCCAUGAACCCGGUCAUCUACACGCUGGCCAGCCGCGAGAUGAGACGGGCCUUCCUGGGCCUGGCGUGCGGCGCCUGCCGCGGCGGGAAGGCCUCGGCCGGCGGCGGCGGAGGCAGCGGCGGAGGCAGCGGCGGAGGCAGCGGCGGCGGCGGAAACGGGCGGUCCCUGGAGCCCAGCCGCAGCAGGAGCAAGUCGUGGAGCAGCCAGAACAACCCCGACCAGAACCGGCGGAGCUCCGGGCAGGCCGAGGCCGAGGAGGGGAAGGAGGCGGGGAGGCCGCAGGGGAAGGUCUCGGUGGUGGCGGGAGGGGCGGGACAUGCCGCCAUGGAGGGGGAGAGGAAAGACUGGCCCUGA
Pungitius pungitius (ninespine stickleback) is the source of this 1381-nucleotide messenger RNA. RefSeq names its product sphingosine 1-phosphate receptor 3. Gene Ontology annotation, biological process: regulation of metabolic process; adenylate cyclase-activating G protein-coupled receptor signaling pathway. NCBI's taxonomy places the organism in Eukaryota, Metazoa, Chordata, Actinopteri, Perciformes, Gasterosteidae. The coding region runs from base 176 to 1381 and encodes 401 amino acids. The transcript has 2 exons. Gene Ontology annotation, cellular component: cytoplasm; plasma membrane. Gene Ontology annotation, molecular function: sphingosine-1-phosphate receptor activity. The record is from RefSeq and is a predicted model, not a curated record.